UUAUGAAAAGCUAUUUUAUUUUUGGACAAUUUAUUGUGCAUUAGAUAUACUUAUUAAUGUAAUUUUAAGCUUCAAUCAGUUUAGUAACGUGUAGCAGUCCAUAAAGAAGCUCUCCACUGGAUCAUGAGGAAAGCUGAGGUCCAGAUGACCCUGAAGAAGGGUGCUAAUGAAGAAGCAGGAGGAAUGGCACCUCCCAGCCCCAGGAUACCAUCGAAACGGGCAAAAGUUAGUUCUGAUCAGGUUGUACCAGACCCUGCUGCUUCCGUCUACCCUACCCCAACUCCUCCGGUGUUCAUCCGGAAGAUGAGGAACGCUGCGGUUGGUACUGGCUGUGAUAUCCGUCUGAAAGUGGCCGUGGCUGGAGACCCACAACCUACCCUCUACUGGUACCACAAUGAUGACCUGCUCAACAUGGAUAACCAGGAAUAUGGAGGCCUGUGGAUCAGGGACUGCAAACCCAGUGAUGCCGGCCUCUAUACCUGCAUCGCCACCAACAAUCUUGGAGAGGCCAGAAGCAGUGCUGUCCUAGCCGUUUUGGAUUUGGGUGAAGACUCUGAGACUACAGAAGACGAAGCCGCUGAGCCACAAAUACCCCUGGAAGCUAAAGAAGGAGCCAGAGGUUUUCAGGAUGAGGCCCAACGAGUGCCUGCAGGUGAGAGAAUGAUGGAUGUCGCCCCAGAUGCAAGCGAUCGCUGGGCCGCCGGUGAGACCACAGUGUUGGAGAAAGAAGGUCUAGCCCUGGGAUCAAGAGCUCCGGGGCCGCAGUCAGCCAGGAGCCCAUCUGAAGAAGUUUUGAGGGAAUCUCCCCCUCAAGUCCUACCACCCCCUUCCCCCAAAAUUGGCCGCUCUACUGCCUCUCCUUUGCUCAGCCGUUCUGGUUCAGCCCCUGCCACACCCCUAGCCCCACGCAAGAAAGUUGUCGUGCCAACUGAAUAUCAAGACACAGUACCAGGAGAGUUUGAGGAGAAGAUAAAGCAACCCAAAUCCUCAGGCAUGUCUCAGAGUAGUGCUCAAGACUCUCGACCCCAAACCCCUGUCAGCGAGUAUUCCCGUAAGGAACUUACACCUCGGCCCUCACCAAAACUGACAAGAGCUAGCUCCAAGAUCUUUGAGAAGGUGCGAGUCUUUGAAGAGCGCAGAAGAAGUAUCGAUAACCCAGAGGGAUCUAUAUCCGGACGCUCUUGGGCUGGAUUUAAUAGAGCCUCGUCUAUUGACUCUGAUGAAGGAGGGAGCCGGUUGGGAAUCUCGAGGGAGAGCUCCAAAGAAGACCUUCGUGAGGCUCUGAAGGCAGACGCAGCCCAGAGAAGGACCAUGUUCAAACAGCGGGCUGCUUCCCUGGAGGACAGACCCCGUUACACCCAAAAGGUGCAGGACAUUGAGAACAAGUUCACAGAGGAGCUCCAGCGCAUCAAAAAGCUUGUCGGUAAACCACACAUGAAGAAAUCCUUCUCAACAGAGCAGCUCUCUACUUUUCGCAGGAGCAGGCAGCCUGUAAGAAAGUUAGAGCCCAUCCCACCUCAGGUUCUUCAAAAGCUGCAGGAUAGAGAGCAUGCUCAGCGAGAACAAGAGAUGAGAGAGAGAGGACAACCAAAAGAACUAUCACCUCCAAAAUCACCAUCUCGCAGACGAAAAGACCAGCUGGCACAACAGUCACUGGAAAAAGUUAAAAGUGAUCGGUCCGUCCCAACCACCAAGUUGGUAAGCACAUUUGGACAAGAACCAUCCCCUCCAGAGGCCAUGUCACUCUCUGAUUUACCUGGACAAAGAUCUCCAAGACUUUGGGGUCCAAGCCCGAGCAGAGAUAGUCCCCGAAGGUCUCCAACUGUAGAGAUUACUGCCAUGGCUGAAGAGCGCUCUCGAGGUAGAUCUGAAUCACCAUCCCGAAAUAUCUUAGAGAUGACAUUACGCAAGGUGGAACCAAGACCUGCAAGUCCACUAGUAAAGAGGGUUGUUCGUGUUCAGGAAGUUCCACAAGCAGAUGAUGAGUCCAUGCAUAGGAAGACGCCAAUAGAGGUCACGCUGAGAAAACUGGAAAGAAGGCCUGAAAGUCCUCUGGUGCAAGGAGAAACUGUAGCUAUUCAAGAAUGUCUUGUCCAAGCUCCCCCCAAACCUCCAAGAGUUUCCUCAUCUUCCUCAUCUGAGGAAAAGAUGGAGCUGGAUGUGACUCCUUUGCCACCGGCACCAAAGCUCACUAUACCAAAAAUUAUUGUUGAAGAGGAGCCAAUGGAGACGGACACACCUGCAGAAAAGACUGAAAAGUCUAAGAAAAGUGGCACUGCUAAAGAGGAAAAACCCCAAAGAAGCAGAGGAAGAGGACGCAGACAAAGACCAAUGUCCCCUGAAUUUGAAUCUUCAGACGACUCGUACGUGUCUGCAGGAGAGGAUCCUCUAGAGGCUCCUGUGUUUGAGUUUCCACUUCAGGACACUGUGGCCUUUACUGGAACAGAGGUGCUUUUAAAAUGCAUCAUCAGUGGCACCCCUCGUCCAGAAGUUACAUGGAAGAGAGUCAACACUGAGAUCAAGAACAGCCCAACUCAUGUUGUGAAGGUAGAGGGAGAAAGGCAUUCAUUGCUCCUCAAAUGGACAAAGCCAAUUGAUGCAGGAACAUACACAGUUACUGCUACUAACGAGGUCGGCGAGGUGUCCAGCAGCGCUACACUUUUCAUCAAAUCAGAGCCCAGUCAGGACCAGCGUGGGAACCUUGGUGUACCCAUGGACGUCAGCAGUCCCAUCACAUCUGAUGAGGAGUACCUCAGUCCUCUUGAGGAGGGGAUGGAUUUCUCCUCCUACAGGGGACCUGAGCCGAGGAAGAUCGUGGAUACUCGAUUCAAGGAGCCUCCAUCAUUUCAGGUUUUUAUUGGAGACCAAACAGUUAUAGAGGGUCAAGAGGUGAAAAUGUCUGUUCGAGUGAGUGGACAGCCUAAACCCAUGCUUUACUGGCUGAGAGACAGAGUAACCAUUAAAACGGGUGCACGGCAUAUCGCCCAUGAGACAGAAGAGGGCAACUUUGAAAUGAUAAUUAAAUCGGCACAGAAGUCAGACUCUGGUGUUUACACCUGCAAGAUCAUCAACGAGUAUGGGACUAAACAGUGUGAGGGCAAACUGGAGGUGAAAGCUCGUCCAAUAGAGCCAGGCCUGGCCAUCAUUCGGCCUGUGAGGGACGUGAUGGUGAAGGCAGGGGAGACUGCCUUGUUCGAGUGUCAUGUGAUCGGCCCACAGGACACAGAUGUUGAUUGGCUGUCAGAUGGGAAACUCAUCCAACCAGCUCUGUUGAACUGUAAGAUGCACUUUGACGGGAAAAGGUGCAGGCUGCUGCUUAACUCUGUACAUGAGGAUGACAGUGGAACAUACACGUGCAAACUGAGCACAGCCAAAGAGGAGCUGACCUCUAGUGCCAAGCUAAAGGUGGUAGCAUCCAUAGAGCCCCUCUUCACCCGUAAGCUGGAUGUACUAGAAGUUAUAGAGGGUCGUAAUGCUCGAUUUGACUGCAAGGUCAGUGGGACGCCACCUCCUCAGGUCAUCUGGAGCCACUUUGAUCAUCCGUUGGAGGAAAGCGAAGACAUUCGGAUCGUAAAAGAAGGUGGACGGCACUCAUUAAUCAUCUCUCAUGUUAAUAAUGAAGAUGAGGGUCUCUACACAGUAGUAGCACAGAACUCACACGGAGAGGCUGAGUGCGCAGCGGAGCUAUAUGUGCAGGAGCCCAGACCAGCAAUAUCCUCUCAAAUAGCAAAGCUGGAAAAAAUGCCCUCCAUUCCUGAGGAACCUGAGGUGCCUGAGAAUGAGGUGGAACGUUUCACCAUGCCUGACUUUGUCAAGCCGCUCUAUGAUCUGGAUGUAGUUGAGGGCAGAGAGGCUGUGCUCAGGUGCAAAGUGGCUGGCCUGCCAUACCCAACUAUAAUCUGGUUUCACAAUGGCAAGAGGAUUGACAGCACAGAGGACAGAAAAAUGACACAGUUCAGAGAUGUUCACAGCCUGGUGAUCCGCUCUGUUUGUCAUGCCCACGGAGGAGUUUACAAGUGUGUCAUUUCCAAUAAGAUGGGCAAGGCCACCUGCUAUGCCCAUCUUUAUGUGACAGACAUCCUUCCUGACCCGCCAGAUGGGGCCCCAGUCAUUGAGUCCAUCACUGGCAAGACUAUCACACUAAGCUGGAAGAAACCCAGAAGACUGGAUCCGUCCAUUGAUCCUAGCUCCCUGAUGUAUGCUGUUCAGCAGCAAGCUCUAGGGUCAAUCCAGUGGACCAUCAUCGCUUCUUGCCUGAAACAGACCACCUAUACCAUUACCAAUCUGUCUAAAGGUGUCCGCUACGCCUUCAGGGUGCUAUCAAUCACCAGCAAGGCCUUUAGCAAGCCAUCACCUGCCACCGAGCCAGUGCAGCUGCUAGAUAGAGGUCCGUACCUCCAGGAGGCUCCUGUAAUUACUGACAAGCCGGACAUUGUAUAUAUGGUGGAGAAGCAGCCCUUAAGCAUCACAGUCACUCUCAACCAUGUCAAUGCAUCGGUCACAUGGAAGAGAGGAGGAGUGACAUUGUCUAACAGACUGGGUCUGUUUGAGUUGAGCAUGCCUGAUGAUGACCAGCAUACACUGAAUCUGUGCAAGGUAAAGAGCAGUGAUGUUGGUCAGCUCACCUGCAUCGCCAGCAACAAGUAUGGCAGCGACUCCUGCACCCUAACCCUGGAAAUGGCAGUGGCGCCAACUUUUGAGACCAUCAUGGAAGACCUGGAGGUGAAUGUAGGCGAGACUCCUCGUUUUGCAGUGGUGGUUGAAGGAAAGCCCGUCCCCGACAUCCUUUGGUACAAGGGAGACACCCUGCUGUCCGAAAGCAGCCAUUUCACAUUUGUGUACGAUGACAAUGAAUGUUCUCUAGUGGUACUGAACACUCAAGCCGAUGACUCAGGAGUUUACACCUGUACUGCUAAGAAUCUGGCCGGUUCUGUGUCCUGCAAGGCUGAGCUGACUGUCCACAUCGUUAAAGAGUACAAAGACGACCCCAUGGUGGAUGAGGCGUCCAUCCUAAGAAAGAUGCGGAGGCUCACUGAUUACUAUGAUGUGCACAAGGAAAUUGGGAGAGGGGCGUUCUCAUAUGUGAAACGAGUGAUACAGAAGGCGGGAAAGAUUGAAUAUGCAGCCAAGUUCAUUUCUGCUCGGGCUAAACGGAAGGCCUCCGCUCUGAGAGAGCUGAACAUCCUGUCUCAUCUAGACCAUGAGAGGAUCCUCUACUUUCACGAUGCCUUUGAGAAGAAGAAUGCAGUCAUCAUCAUUACAGAGCUAUGCCAUGAGGAGCUUCUCGAAAGGCUCACAAAGAAAUCAACAGUAAUGGAGUCAGAGAUCCGAUCCAGCGUGAGGCAGCUGUUGGAGGGUAUUAGCUAUCUUGAUCAGCAUGACAUACUUCAUCUAGACAUAAAGCCUGAUAAUAUCCUCAUGGCAGACCCUAGUAGUGAUCAGAUCCGCAUAUGUGAUUUUGGAAAUGCUGUAAAGUGCACGCCUGAUGAGGCACAGUACUGCAAAUAUGGCACUCCAGAAUUUGUCGCCCCAGAGAUUGUUAACCAGACACCCGUCUCCAAGGCAACGGACAUCUGGCCUGUUGGAGUUCUAACAUACUUAUGUCUCACUGGAGUUUCUCCUUUCGCUGGAAAAAACGACCGCAGUUCUGUUCUCAACAUCAGGAACUAUAAUGUGGCUUUUGAAGAAAGCAUGUUUACCGACCUCUGCCAUGAAGCUAAGGGAUUCGUCAUCAAACUGCUGGUGGCUGAUAGAUUGAGACCUGAUGCUAAUGAAUGUCUUCGGCACCCCUGGUUCAAGACCCUGGAUAAGGGUAAGAGCAUCAGCACAGAUUCACUUAAAAAGUUUUUGUCCAGAAGAAAAUGGCAGCGAUCUCUUAUCAGCUAUAAAUCUAAGAUGGUGAUGAGGUCUAUAGCCGAGUUACUGGAUGACUUCUCAGGCCAUAUUUCCAUUGCUGUUCCACGACAUCUGAAACAAGGCUCACCACCACCUUCAUCAUCUUCAGAUUCAGAUGAAGACAUUGAUGAGCUGCCUUUUAUCCCAAUGCCCAUAAACAUGGAAUUCUCAGGUUCUAGAAUGUCACUGACUGAAAUUGUAGGGGAUGAUGAAAUGACCGGUAGACCGAAUGGAAAUGCUGUGAAGCCUGCUUCUAGCCAUCAGAUGUCAGAGCCCAUGGAAGUGGAGACGUCAGAGAGAGAGGGUGGAGAUGCAGCUGCUAGGGGUAGAGCCAGGAAGAGGUCAACGCAAGAAGAUGAAAAAGGCUCAUCUGAUGAAGAACCAGCAGAAUUGGCCAAAAGAGCCGAACAGGCAAAGAGACCAAUGCGCAGAGGUUCAAGUAUGGAGUCAGAUGAGCCUGAGGGAGUGCGUCGCAGAGGAGAGUUACGCAGAGGGAGCUCGGCUGACAGUGCCCUACAGCUCCACAUCAAAACAGAGGAGGGCACAGAAGAAAACUCUACCGAUGGAAGUAGAAUUCUACAAAAGUCAGUAUCUAUGGAGCUUCCAAGGAGAAGCCCAAGUCCAGGAGCUGCAAAGCUGAGCCAGGAAGACUAUGCCCUGAAAUUGGAACUGAUGAGGCAGAGACUUCUCAGGGGUGGCUCUGUAGACAACAAGAUGAGUGGAUUACGAGGCCCAUUGCUAGAGACAUUAGGUAUGGGGGAUGAGAAGCGCUAUGUGCGGGGGUCUCGCCUUGGUAACUCUCCACUUGUUAGAGCGGCAUCCAGUGAGUCUCCUAGGGAUGACAUCCCAAAGACGAAGAUACUCCGCAAGAGUGCUUCCUUUAGCCAGGGUGAUUCAGAGCCCAUGCCCCUGCACCGACGGAUGGGAGCACCUCUAGAGAUCCCACUUGCACAAAUAGAAGAGAGACGACUGCAGGAAGCUGUAUCUAUGUCUGCUCUCACAGAGCCAGUGAAGGAUUCUCGCCCUGUCACCCUAAAAAUUCAUAUGCCAGAUCCAGAGAGACAUGAGGAAGAGAAAAUUGAGGAAAAAGAGUCAGCAGUCUACAAGGACAAUAAAUCUAAAGAAGUCAUUGUUGUGUCAAAGACUAAUGCAGAUGUAUCCAGAAGUGUUGAUCAGAAAUCUUGGGAGACUGAUGCACAAGAGAAUGUCCAGGGCAAGUUAGAGGAGCUCAGUGAAGAGUCUGAAAAAGUGGAUGAAAUUAAGCUGAAGACCCCCAUAGCAGAGGAAACAAUUGAGGAAGAGGAGGAAAGAGAGGAUGAAGAACCAGAGAAAGAAGUGGAGCCUCUUGCUCCAGAGAUUGAGGUUAAAGAAGUUGAGGGUGAUGUAAAGGCAUCACCAAAGUCUCCAGAGAUCACCAUUUCCACCAGCUCCAUCAUAGUGACCCCAAUAGCUGCCCCAGCUCUCAGCCCCCAGAGUGUUGUCUCAACCUAUGUGACUCCAUCGCUCCCUGCACGUACAGUGCUCCCAGAUGGUAGGGUGUCUGCAUAUGCCAGUAUCAUGCAGACUAUUAUGGUACCAUCAGUCCAGACAUCCAGCCAACCCGAUCCUGUUCCUGUACCUACACCUACAACAACAUCCACCCCACCAUCAGUUCCAGUCUAUGCACCCAUUUCCAGACACAUCUCUGAACCAACCCUUUUGUCAACUUCUUCAUCCAAACCAGACCUUCACCAAACCACUGAACAUCCUGCAGUCUUUUCUCGGGUUGCCUCAACAGAACAUCCUCCUAAAGAGCCAAGUCCUCCUAAGACUCCCACUCGUGCCUCCCCUAAGCGAGAGCCGUCUCCUGGAUGCAACAUUCGGGACCUUGCAUCUGAAGAAGUCUUUGAAGCUCGCUUCAAGAAGCGUGAGUCCUCUCUAACUCGUAGUCUUAAACGCUUCUCAUUCCAGAAGACUGAAGAAAAGCCUUCCACUGUUGCUCCAGAAACUGCAGAAGAAAUGUAUCGCCCAGGGCCAAUUGGUGCACCUUUACAAUUUGUACCAAGGAGGUUGGAGGAGAAGUCCAAGUCAGUUCAGGAUCUUCGUGAGGCAGAGAAGGACCCUGGGUUCAUGAGGAGACUCUCAAUGCGCUUGAAAAGAACCCCAUCAGUAGAGAGGCAGGAAGUGAAGCUCAAAGAGGAGGAAGCUUUAGCACCCAGGCGUCGUCUGUCCUGGGCACUGGGAAGGAGAGGAUCCCAAGAAAAGAAAGAGAUUGAGAUGGUGAGGUUGGAUGGAGGUCCUGAGCCUCCCCCAGAGCCUGAGUCCAAAGCACCCUCAGAGUCACCGAUCCUUGCCAUGCGCAAGAAGAUUGGCAGUACCAUGGCAAGCCUAUCAACAAGGAUUAGGAGCCACUCUGAGGAAAGGAAAGCUGAUAAUGAAAGCAAGAUGGAGAAGAGGACACCUAUAUUUACAAAAAUGCGGCGUUCCACCUCAGAGGGUAGCAGUCUGAAGAGGAUGGGUGUUCCACAGAAUCAACUGGCUGCCCAAUCAGGGAAAGGGACGUCAUCAGAAUCUCUCGAUUCCAUGUCAAGCAUCCAGUCAGAAUCAGCUGUUAAAUGUGCAGAAAUCGAGCGCAGAUCACGAUGGGAUCGCUGGGGGUUGACAAUGGGAAAAAGAGACAAGACGGUUUCCCAACCAGACAUCCCAGCUUCCAUUGCCAGGGAGAAUGGCUCUCUCCGCUCUCGCCAGUACACACGUCUAACAUCUGACUUCCCUCCUGUGUUCCAUAUCAAACUAAGGGAUCACGUUCUCUUGGAGGGAGAUCCCGUCACUCUCAGCUGCCUCCCUGCUGGCAGUCCUCACCCACGCAUCUCAUGGAUGAAAGAUAAGAAGCCACUUGAAAUCGACCCAAGGAUGAACAUGAUAUCCUGUCCUGACGGGAGACAGCUGCUGAUGAUUAUGAAGACCACCAAGAAGGAUGCAGGCCUUUAUGAAUGUGUGGCUUCAAAUGCACUGGCCUCUGUCACCAGCUCAUGCGUCGUGUCCCUUGCGCGUCUGCCUAAUAGCCCUGGGACUCCUGAGGUUCCUCAGAAGUAUAAAAACACUGCUCUGGUGGUAUGGAGACCCUCAGACACCAUGGCACCGUGCACCUACUCUCUGGAGAGGAAGACAGAGGGUGAGACUAACUGGCUGAUAGUAGCCACAGGUGUGGCUGACUGUUACUACAAUGUCACGGACCUUCCAACUUGUGCAGCAUACAGGUUCAGAGUGGCCUGUGUGAACAAGGCUGGCCAGGGACCUUACAGCAAUCUGUCUGAAAAAGUUGUCCUGGACUCAACAGCACCCCAAAAGUCCAGUGGAACAGUUGUUGUCAAGACACUUUCAUCAGCUCCGGCUGCUGCGCCUACAGUGGUAACAUCCACCAUGACUUUACCUGCAAUGAAGCCUGCUGCCAUUAAACAGGCUGCAGCACCACCGGUGACUUCAGCGCCCUCUACAAUCCAGCCGGUAAAGCCUGUGUCUCCACUUGCUGCACCUGCAUCAGCUACGACACCUUCCCCUGCCACCCUUCCCCCGAGUCAUCGUACUGUGCCUGAUAUCCGAACUCCAUCCCCUAGUGCUCCUACCUCAGCGAAAGCUAAGACUACUCUCAACAUCACUAUGGCCAAACCCUCCCCAGCAUCCCCUGCAGCUCAACCUCCUCCUGCCAAACCCUCACCACCUGUCGUUCUGCCCAAACCUCAGACCCCAGUCAAUGCGGUCUCCCCCCCUCCUCAAACCCCUCCGGUGUCCCCGCCCCCUCUGGUCUCCCCUCCGCCUGCUAUCGGCAAGCCUAUCUCCUCAGUGCCUAUGUAUGUCCCGGCCACCACCACAGCACAUGUGACUCCAGUCACCCCAAACACGCCUUCUCCUGCCCUGUCACCACCGGUGGUGUUAGUUACAAGUCUGAGUCCCAUAGGGGAGGGUACUGGCACACCCAAUCGUAUGACUCCAAGUGGAAGAGCCACUCCUUCUGGACGCAUCACUCCUACAGGGUGCAGGACCCCUAUAGGAAAACCUGGAGACUCGACCCUAAGGCAGGGAGUCCCACAGAAACCGUACACAUUCAUGGAUGAGAAAGCAAGAGGUCGUUUUGGUGUGAUCAGAGAGUGUCGGGAAAAUGCCACCGGUAACCUGUACAUGGCCAAGAUUGUGCCGUAUGAACCUGAGAGCAAGCAGGCCGUGUUACAGGAGUAUGACAUACUGAAGUCCCUCCAUCAUGAGAAGGUCAUGGCUCUGCAUGAGGCCUACGUCACCCCACGCUACCUAGUGCUCAUCUCUGAGUGCUGCUCAGGGAAAGAGCUGCUCUAUAGUCUGAUUGACAGGUUCCGAUACUCCGAGGAUGACGUGGUGGCGUAUGUUGUACAGAUACUUCAGGGUCUAGACUACCUGCACAGCCGGAGAAUCCUGCAUCUGGAUAUCAAACCAGACAAUAUCAUUGUAACUUACAUGAAUGUGGUUAAGAUAAUUGAUUUUGGUAGUGCACACACCUUCAAUCCACUGUUCCUGAAGCAGUUCUCCCCACCCAUUGGAACACUGGAUUACAUGUCUCCUGAGAUGUUGAAAGGAGAUGUGGUGGGUCCACCGGCUGACAUCUGGAGCGUUGGCGUAUUGACUUAUAUCAUGCUCAGCGGGAGACUGCCGUUUACUGAGAAUGACCCUGCUGAGACAGAGGCCAGAAUUCAGGCAGCCAAGUUUGACCUCAGUAAGCUCUACCAAAAUGUGUCCCAAAGUGCCUCUCUGUUCCUCAAGAAGAUCCUGUGCAGCUACCCUUGGGCCCGUCCUACCAUUAAGGACUGCUUUAACAACUCCUGGCUGCAGGACGCUUAUCUAAUGAGACUGCGGAGACAGACUCUCACAUUUACCACCACACGCCUCAAGGAGUUCCUGGAGCAGCAGCAGCAGGUCAGGGCCGAGGUGGUAACAAAGCACAAAGUCCUUCUACGUUCCUACCAAAGCACUCCACAAACCCCAACUACCCCCUCAACACCCGGUACCCCUGCAGCACCCAUCUCUCAGUGAGCUCCAGCACAGGAUGUCCUCCAGAGAGAUGAGAAGACGGCUCCAGGGUUCUCCAGGAUAAGGACAGAGAGAGACACAGCCUCAGGACAUCCCAGCACCUCUAAGCUGCCCUCGGUGGGCCCUUAGGGAGCCGGUUAACAUAUGGUUUGUGUUAGAAUAUCAAGCACAGGAUCUUUUGGUCUCAACACCUGAGGUCAGUUCUGAGACAAGAAACACACACACACACACACACAAAACCUCUCGUCUAAAAGCGUAAUGGAUUUCAGCACAUUUACCUCCGUUAGCCAGCAUGCACAGUGCAGUUGUGUUUUUGUCCAGGACGAUGUCCUUACUUUAAGCUCUCCCAUCCAACACUUUUUUUCUUAUGACUUUUUGACAAACCAAUUUUAGCAUUGGAUCCCCCUGUGGUUGGAUGGACCCAUCGUGGUUGAGAAGAGUGACUGUAUUUCAUAUACAAAGAUCAAGAAGACAGCGAUCUAGUCCAUCACUUGACGCAAAAAAUGUCAUGUCAAUGUGUAUUUUUUUGUGGUGUCUUCCAAUUGUGAACCAGGGCCUUGAGAUUUGUGGAAAAUGGUGUAUAUCUUUUUUUGAACUAGUUUUUAUGGCAUAAGUAAUACUUUUAUUACUGCUAGUUGUUAUACUGUAGUGAUUAUCAGUGUAUAUGAAAACUAUUGACUGAAAUCAUGUUGAGCACUCUAGUUCUUACUCUAGUGCCGUCAGACAAGAGGCUUUUUGUCUUUUACUAAAGUGUUUUGACCUAAAGUGGACUGAUUUUAUUGUAAUAUUGAAAGGCCUCACAGCUUUAGGGAGUGACUUUUUGCAAGAAUUCCCAGUGCAUUGAAGCUCAUAUGGUUUGGCUUUCCCUGACACCUAACAAACUCAACUUUUGAUAUGUUGCGGUCUUUGUGUUUAACACCGGGAAUGUAUUAUAUAUUGCAGAUUUCAGUGUAGCAUACGCAUGCAUCAGUACAAAUUCCUCUUCAUAGCGUAUGGUUUUAGGAGAAAACUCAGUCCCUUUGAAUGCAAGAGAACGGUAUAACGGCCAAAUUGCAGAGUGAACUCAAUUCUGUACUCUAGCGCUAAUUGUCCUCAUGCAGAGAUCAGCUGGUUCAAGAUGUGCCUGGAAAAAUACCUAUUGAUCAAUGGAUGGAACGGAAAUGUCUCCGAAAAGUGGCAUUUUUUUUUCUCUGAAGGGACUAGAAUAUGUUGUAAAACAUGUUGGCUGCUGCAUUGAAUGUUUAUGAGAAUCUUAAGUAUGUUAUUUGAAAGUUUUUGCUGUAAGAUUAAUUUAUUCCCCAUGAAUAAGAAUCAUUUUAUGGUCAUGAUUAUCAUAAUCAUGACCAUAAAAUCAUAAUCUUUGCUCAAUUAAAAAUAAUAUUGUUUAUCUAAA
Sinocyclocheilus rhinocerous is the source of this 12325-nucleotide messenger RNA. RefSeq names its product striated muscle preferentially expressed protein kinase-like. Gene Ontology annotation, biological process: protein phosphorylation. The record is from RefSeq and is a predicted model, not a curated record. Lineage: Eukaryota; Metazoa; Chordata; Actinopteri; Cypriniformes; Cyprinidae. Gene Ontology annotation, molecular function: protein kinase activity; ATP binding; protein binding. The transcript has 41 exons. Bases 124 to 10935 code for a protein of 3603 amino acids.